Messenger RNA from Aspergillus bombycis, 1521 nucleotides. RefSeq names its product brain chitinase and chia. Gene Ontology annotation, biological process: carbohydrate metabolic process. The transcript is spliced from 5 exons. Gene Ontology annotation, molecular function: chitin binding; hydrolase activity, hydrolyzing O-glycosyl compounds. Bases 1 to 1521 code for a protein of 506 amino acids. The record is from RefSeq and is a predicted model, not a curated record. NCBI's taxonomy places the organism in Eukaryota, Fungi, Ascomycota, Eurotiomycetes, Eurotiales, Aspergillaceae.
AUGUCGUUCCUUCUACAGUGUUUGAUUGGUUUCUUUGUACUCCAGGGAGUACUAGAGGUUGCUGGCAACCCCAUGGUACAUAACAUCCACGCCAAAGCCAUGCAUCAUCGACUUCACUUUGGUCGUACUGUGGCUGAGUGUGGUGCAGACGCUGCUGCACCCGGUGCUACCUGCCCCGGCAAUGCCUGCUGUUCUCAAUGGGGCUUCUGCGGUACUACUCGUGAGUACUGUGGUGCAGGAUGCCAAUCAAACUGUGCUCCACCAAAGGAUCCUUCAGGCCAUCAGCCGGAUACUUCUCAGCCAGGCCAACAGCAAACCACCCUAGGCCGCGCUUCACCAAGCCAAGGACCAUGCAAAAAAUCCAGCUCCCUGCUGAUUUUCCAACCAACGGCACAACCGACAACCAUGCCCAGUACUUCGCCGAGUACUCCCCCUAUCGCCCAACCAACACCGGGCGACCCAGGAGACAGCACUGGUAAGGUCAUCGCCGGUUACUGGCAGGGAUGGAACAUGGGCAAGCCCUGUGCCACCAUGAAGCCGGAGGAAAUCCCUGUAGAAUCGCUCACGCAUCUCAUUUUCUCAUUUGGAUUUGUCGCGCCGGAUACCUAUAAAGUCCUGCCCAUGCCGGAUACCGAAGAAGGUUUGUUUCAACAGGUCACGGGCGUCAAAAGGAAGAACCCAAACCUCAAGGUUCUUGUUGCUCUUGGGGGCUGGACACAUACUGACCCGGGCCCAUACCGCGAGGUAUUCACUACCAUGGUAUCCUCGCCUGCCAGCCGCCAAACUUUCAUCACAAACCUGCUUAGCUUUCUGACUCAAUACAACUUCGAUGGUGUGGACCUCGAUUGGGAAUACCCUGGUGCCGAGGAGAGAGGUGGCCACCCAACCGACAAGGAGAAUUUCUCGAAGCUUCUGCAGGAGAUGCGAGAGGUAUUCCAAAGCAAAUACGUUAUGACGUUCGCGGCACCAUUAGCCUCUUAUUACUUGCAGAACUAUGAUCUCAAGGUAGCCUCUGAGGCUGUUGACUGGAUUAACGUCAUGGCGUAUGAUAUCCACGGUACAUGGGAGAGUGACAAAAAGGCCGCCGGGCAUACGAACUUGACCGAUGUCAACAAAGGGGUAGAGAACUACAUCCGGGCCGGCGUAGCCCCAAGUAAACUUGUCUUGGGGACCGCCUUCUACGGUCGCAGCGUAAAAAUGGCCAGUACAAGUUGCACGCAACCUGGUUGCACAUUUACCGGUCCGGGAGCAGAGGGACGAUGCGUCAAGACUGCAGGCUAUUUGUCUCACACGGAGAUCAAUGAUGUGAUAUCUGGCGGUGCAACGCCGGUGUUUGACCAGGCUGGGUCUGUCCAGCACUUAACAUGGGGCGGGGACAAUUGGGUUUCAUAUGACGAUCCCGAGACCAUUAAGAUCAAGGUUAACUACGCCAGCAGGAAAGGACUACGAGGGGUCAUGGCGUGGGCCAUCGAUAUGGACGACGAGCAAAGGAGUAUGACUAAAGCGUUGUCCGGUCAUUGA